AUGCUGUUUUUCAAAAGCGAUCUUGACCUGUUUGAUCAAAAUGUUCCUCUGCCGGUUGCGAAUGCGUUUCCGACGACGGCAGAGAACAGAAUUGUUGCUUCGUCGUCAGCGCUCCGCAAUAUUACUGCAAAGCCGGUGACAGCAUUUGAGAUACCCAGGGUUGACGGUCUAGAAAAAAGCCAACUACGUUCUCAAGAAGAUAUUGAGCACGAGAGGACUGCCGAUUGGCUAGAGAAGAUCAUGAUGGGACCGCGCAUUCCCGAUGCCAUGCCGACAUCCGUCAAGAACAAGCUUAAAACAACAACCCAUUCUGCAUUCUUAUCGACGAAUCUGACAGCAUAUUUACCACGCGAAACAGAAGCGCUUAUGCUCUUCAAGUACUAUGUGGAUUAUGUCAGCUAUCUAUACUAUGUAAUCAUUCCAAGUCAGGUCCAAGCCCAGAUCAAUGCCAUCUAUCAAAGCGUGCACAAUGGACAGAGAUCACCAUCAACAAGAGCAGGAGCAGUAGAUUUGAAUCAUCUCGCUCUUCUUUUCAGUAUCUUAGCCACUGCUACAUAUUUCCAGGAUAUGGGAGAAUCAGAAUGCACGUCGGCCGAUGAGAAGGGGUAUCGGGAGUACACCACCCUUGUGGCAGCGGCUUUGACUCAGAGUGAUUACAUGAAUUACCCUACCGUUGAGGGCCUCCAGGCCGCUAUAAUAGUCUCUCAGUUUCUUCCCAAUAAUGGGCAAGAUACUUCUGUCCGUGCCAUGUUCCACGUGGGCGCUUUGGCCCAUCAAUGUAGAAUUAUGGGACUUCUUCAGCUUGAUUCCGCACAAAACAAAGAUUUCAGGAAGAAACACGGGUUUGAUCCUGUAGAGUUGGAGAUAAAGCGUAGGUUGGUGUGGUCGGUCGUCUCUACCGAUUGGCUUUUAUCAUACAUGGGUGGUCCUCAAGAGGGAAGUUAUCUCAUCCAGCCUUCUCAUAUGGCCGUUGAUUAUCCUGCAAACAUUCCAGACGAGGAAAUUGGCAAACCAUCCCUGCCAGACCAUGUACCUACCACGAUGUCAUACUUUAUAUUCAGACUCAAAUUAUCAGAGUGCUGCCGGCAAAUAACUGACUACACGUGCCGUGAGCGUUUAGAAGGGAUCGAUGUUCCAUACAGCAAAAUCAUGGCUUUGGAUCAGAAAUGGAACCAAUACUACAAAGAGGUGCCGGAUUUUUUUCGGAUGGACAGUAUCAACCGUCGUAAAUACGCACAACUCUAUAAGGACUCACCUCAAAUCGCGUGGCAACGUCUUAUGAUUCAACAAGGAUAUCAUUCUCGUUUGUGUCGAUUGCAUCGCAGUUACUUCAUCCGGGGAGCGCGCGAUCCCAAGUACUCUUAUUCACAUAUUAUGUGUUUGAGUGGCGCGCGUCGUGUGAUAGAAAUCAAACGAAUCAUGGAUAAAGAGUUUCCAAAUACGCCAAGUGUUUCGUUGGCCUGGACCGUUAUUCACCACGAUUUUAUGGCAGCAGUUAUCUUAUUGAUGGAUGUCUGUUUUAAUUGGGAUGAUAUCUUGGCCGAGAAGCGGAAAGAAGAGGUCAUAGAGGCUUGUCAGAUGCUUGACAGGGCACAGAGGAGCUCCAAGGUCGUGCGUGAAGGGAUCAAUGCUAUGAUGGACGUCUUACGGGGCCACUGGGUGCCAAUUUCGAGCGAUCAAUCACCGCCACCAUCGCCUCCCCCUUCACAUCAACAGCAGCAGCAACAUUAUGCCCUACAGCAACAGGGUUCAAUUUUAGAUUCAGCGCGUGUGAUAGAGUCCACUAGUGAACGGAAGAAACCUGGUGAUGUUCCUUCGGCUACGCCUGCGCUUUAUAAUGCAUUAGAUGCAGGAACCGACGUGGUGUCUUCUACAAACGCCGCUGGUGACACUGGUGAUUUGGAGAAUUUAUGGUCCGAAUUUUUGGAUAACGGUGCCAUGAUGGCGGGUAGUCCGAGUGCGUUGAUGGACUUAUUAUCCGAUCUUAAUGACAUUGCUCCUACUAUGGCAGGGAUGGAUUCUACAUUCUGUUAA
Messenger RNA from Talaromyces atroroseus, 2034 nucleotides. RefSeq lists its product as hypothetical. The record is from RefSeq and is a predicted model, not a curated record. Lineage: Eukaryota; Fungi; Ascomycota; Eurotiomycetes; Eurotiales; Trichocomaceae. The transcript has 3 exons. The coding region runs from base 1 to 2034 and encodes 677 amino acids. Gene Ontology annotation, molecular function: zinc ion binding; DNA binding. Gene Ontology annotation, biological process: DNA-templated transcription.